Messenger RNA from Symbiodinium pilosum, 346 nucleotides. Lineage: Eukaryota; Dinophyceae; Suessiales; Symbiodiniaceae. The record is from the annotation of a GenBank genome assembly.
GUGCACUGGCCAUCUGCUGACCAAGAAGGAGGGCAACUAUAAGUUCUACCUCGCUUCGGAUGAUGGCUCCCUGAUGUACCUUGAUGGCAAGAAGGUGGUAGACAACAACGGCUGCCACGGAGAGCAGGAGAGGCACAGCGACCAGAAGUUUCUGAAGCCCGGCUACCACAAGCUGGCGGUGGACAUGUGCGAGCUUGGCGGAGGCGAGGUCCUAAAGAUGCGAUACGAAGGUCCAGACACCGACAACAAGAAGAUCACCAUCCCGAAAAAGGCCUUGAAGUAUGAGGAGAAGAAGGAGCCAGAGUUUGCGAAGUUCAGAGACGGCCUUGUGGCUUGGUUUAGGAGC